Molecule: messenger RNA, 463 nt
Organism: Saprolegnia parasitica CBS 223.65
Lineage: Eukaryota; Oomycota; Saprolegniomycetes; Saprolegniales; Saprolegniaceae
Exons: 1
Coding region: 1-429 (142 amino acids)
Source: RefSeq, a predicted model, not a curated record
AUGUUCCACUGCGCGGUCAUGGUCGUGCUUCUGCUCAACUUGCUGCUUGCGAUGAUGAACAAGACGGUCGACCGCAACUGGGCCAAGCUGCAGUCGCGGGCGCUGGCGAGCUACGCGCGCUGCGUGCUGCGCCUCGAGACGAUGCUGGGGCACACGGAAGCGGCGCGCGAGAAGCUGCUCGAGAUGACAUUGCCCAAGGCUGCUGGCGGUGGUACGGUGCGCAACCCGGUCUUCGAAGAGCGCGUCGCCAAGCACGAAGUGACGGCCGCAUUGGACGACGUUGCGAUGAACGAGACGCUGGAAGCCACGGUGCAGAACCUGGCGGCGCAGAACGAGCGCCUCAGCACACAGCUCGCGGCGCUCAAUGCGUCGGUGCAGAGUCAAAUGCAAGCGAUUCUUGUCGCUGCGCAAAAGCUGCAUCGCGACUGAAUCGACGCGAUAACGUUGACCACGUUCAAAUGUG